Messenger RNA from Uranotaenia lowii, 1658 nucleotides. Its product is annotated as fatty acyl-CoA reductase 1-like. Gene Ontology annotation, biological process: long-chain fatty-acyl-CoA metabolic process. Gene Ontology annotation, molecular function: alcohol-forming very long-chain fatty acyl-CoA reductase (NADP+) activity. The record is from RefSeq and is a predicted model, not a curated record. NCBI's taxonomy places the organism in Eukaryota, Metazoa, Arthropoda, Insecta, Diptera, Culicidae. The transcript is spliced from 5 exons. The coding region runs from base 169 to 1650 and encodes 493 amino acids. Gene Ontology annotation, cellular component: peroxisome.
UAUUAAUAAGCGCGAGCGUAUUCUAAUAAUGCAAACGAAUUGUUUAUGCUACAUGGCGCGGGCCGAUGGAAAUAUAUGCUUGAAUUAUAAAUUCAAAUUUUAUUGUUGCAUCAAAAGGUUAUAAAAUUAACUGAAGCACUGGGGACAAAGUCAGUUGUAUCAACAAUCAUGGAUACGAACGGGUUGAAAAAUAUACCGGAAAGUUUUUCUGGGGUGGACGUUUUCAUAACCGGUGGAACAGGAUUUAUGGGAAAAAUACUGAUCGAAAAGAUCGUUCGAUCAUGCCCAAAUGUGAAUAACGUAUUUGUGCUUGUGAGAUCUCGAAAAGGCAAAAGUGGGCAGGAACGAAUUUCUGAAACCUGUAGUGUACCUUUGUUCGAUCUUGUUCGCGAAAAGUUUCCGGAGUUUAUGGAAAAAAUCAUUGCCGUUGAAGGUGAUUGUAUUGAGUUGAAGCUGGGCUUGAGCAGCGAAAAUAUCCAGCGAUUGCAAGCAGUGCAGUUUGUGUUUCAUGUGGCCGCCAGUGUGCGAUUUGAUGAUCCGUUGAAGAAAGCAGUUCUGUUGAAUGUGAGAGGCACGAGAGAGUUGUUGGAUCUGUGCAGAUCAAUGCCGAAACUGAGAGCUGUUGUACACGUAUCGACGGCCUAUUGCAAUCCUAAAGUGUUCGAAGUCGAAGAGCGAAUCUAUCCAGCGAAAUUUUCUUGGAAGGACGCUAUAAGGUGUGCCGAACAAGUCGAUGAAGACGUUUUUGAAACACUUGCGCCGAAGUUGACGAACUUCGCUGUAAACACGUACACUUUCACCAAAGGGUUAGCUGAGCAAGUAUGCAAAGACUACAGCGAUGUCAUUCCUUUGACGAUAGUGAGACCAUCGGUUGUCACUAAUACGGAAUUUGAACCGAUUCCUGGAUGGAUAGAUAACUUCAGUGGACCUACCAGUCUUCUGAUAGGAGGUUGUACCGGAGUUCUGAGAGUGAUAUAUCUGAAUCUGGAUAAACAUAUCAACUGCAUUCCGUCUGACGUUUGCAUCAAAAGUUUGAUUGCUGCCGCUUGGAAGCGCGCCAAUAGUUCGGCGAAAGACACCCUACAUGUUUACAACUGUGCAGUGGAUCAUGUGAAGUCCUAUACUUACGGAUAUUUCUGCGUCGAUGCUAAAUACAUCUAUUACAAAACACCGUACACAGCCGCGUGGUAUAAACCGGGUUAUAUUUGUACCGCCAAUCAAACUCUCUUCAUCAUUCUGUUCGCUUUGUUACAAGUUCCUCCGGCUUUAUUCAUCGAUAUGAUCCAAAAGUUUCAGAAUAAGCCUCGAAAAUUCUUCAAACUUUUACGAGCAGGCUUCCAGGCAUCGAUGGCUUUGAGGCAUUUUACCCACAACGAGUGGCAAAUCGAAACGGAAAAUUUUAAAAAACUUUCCAAUGAGCUGCACGAACUAGAUAGGAAAGACUUUUCGCUAGCUCACAUCACCACCAGCCUGAAGAAAUAUUUCGAAACCAGCACGAUAGGCUCGCGGAGAUAUCUGCUGAAGGACCCCGAUCACACGAUACCAGCCGCUCUGAAGCAGUUGAAACGGUUUCGCCUUGUUGACAAUGUUCUGAAGUUGUUGAUUGGUGUUGGGUUGUUCUGUUGCUUAUGGAAACUGUCGAUCAAUUGAAUGAUUUA